AUGUCCACAUCAUCUAGCUCUCCGAUUCUAUUAACCACAGAGGAAUCUCCAAUCCCGCGCUGCCAAACAACGGACGCGGAAAAUACUGAAAGUAAAACCAGCGAUGACAGCGCCAUUGCGGCAUCCCCGCACACCGCAGCUCGCCCAUCACCUAAAGUUCGCCUGCACCUCCAAGACCUUACAGACCCCGCAACUAAGACCUUCAUAAAUUUAAUCGCAGACCCAAAUGCCGCAAUCAAUACAGCUCUAGCCAACAUUGUAACGUACCUGUACACAUCUCCCCCGAAAAAUGACCAAACUGGGACCGACUAUGCUCAAUCCACACGUCCCCACUUCAAACCAUCCCUCCCAGACACCCGCUCCGUCACCCUUAUACUCCGCAAUAAAUCUGGCGUAGCUUACACAACAGGCACAGACCUAGAUCCAGACCACAAAGAGAUCCACAUCUCUCUCUCCUACAUCUCCAAAGUCAGCAAGACAUUUGAAGACCCGACCAGCGAACUCUUAGGCGUAAUCACCCACGAGCUAGUGCAUUGCUAUCAGCACAGUCGCCCUCGUUCCGACCCGAAAAAUGAGAAGAAACAGAAGGGAAAGCCUUCACCGGAAAUGCCAUCUCCCCCAUCCGGUCUAAUUGAAGGUAUUGCGGACUUUGUACGUUUGAAGGCAGGCCUCGUUCCUCCUCAUUGGAAGCGGCCGAUGAACAAGGCUGAGCGCGGUGACUCGUGGCAUCAGGGGUAUCAGAGCACUGCAUUCUUUCUGGAAUGGAUUGAGGAUGUAAAGGUGGGGAAGGGAGCAGUGGGGAUGUUGAAUGAUAGGUUGUUGAGGACGGGGUAUGUGGAUGAGUCGGAUCUGAACGCAGACGAGAAUGACGAGAAGGGGGAAGGGGAGGGGCAGCGAGUGAUGAAGGAUGGCAAGACGCCGGCUAAGUUGGGAUUCUGGCACGGGCUUUUUGGAGCGGAGGUGCUGGAGCUCUGGGAGGAAUAUGGAGAGUAUUUGGAUUCUUCUAAGAUGAAUUAA
Molecule: messenger RNA, 1017 nt
Organism: Paracoccidioides brasiliensis Pb18
Exons: 1
Coding region: 1-1017 (338 amino acids)
Source: RefSeq, a predicted model, not a curated record